CGCUAGCGCUCGACGUUUACGCUGGCAUCCGUUCUUUGCCUGUUUGCCGUUUUUCCACUGCACAGUCCUUUCGUUACCUUUCGUUUCAUAUCUGAUCAACAUCCGAACCUGGACGAUUUAUGGUAUCCUGACAAUUCGGGUUUAUUCCGGUACUGAAAAUCGUCAAGUCGACGGAUUUGAAGGUGUAUUUUGUGGAGACUCUUCAUAACCGAGCGGGAAACGUCGUUAUCGUGGUGAAUAAAGUAUGGCAUCGCAAAUGCACAAGCGGAAGUCAAGUGCGGACGAUGAAAAGGAUAUCAUGAUCACCGAACCACCCUCACAAGUAUUUCCAAACACAAGUCCUGGGCCGAAAUUUAAAUUAUCACCCCCACCACCCCGUUCAAGAGUAAACUCUACCCCUGCCCAAACUUUUACAUCCAGUUCCUCCUUCCCGAUACCACCACCUUCAGCAGGUCCCUUCAGGACUGGCUUCAACUUACCAUCUCAACCGCCUCAUACUACAUCUCCGUUUCGAACUUCAUUCCCAGCCUCGAACAACCUCACCGUCAAUGGCCAUUCCCGCACUCGUACCGUGUCAACACCCUACUCUCCAUCCACCUCGUCACCCCUGGCAUCUACCUUCCCUCAGUCCGUAAAACAGGGCCAACUUGUUCCUCCGAACAUGGCAACAUCCAAAUCAGCACCAGAAGCUAACUUCAAUAACGGUAUCGCUACCACAAAUCAACAACACGCUCGCAGGCAUUCUCGAGUGCACUCUCGAAACCUCUCCAUUUUCUUUCCAAGGCCUGGAUCAUUACCGCAGACUACCAUCACCGAAGAUGGUUCUCAGGAGCUCCAGAUAGGUCUUGAUGAUGAAGAGGCUGCUUUACCAAUCCCUUCUGCAGAUUCCAAUAUCAGUGUGCCAGGUCGUCACAGGCGCCAGUUGUCGACCCACAGUCCAGUUACCCCUCUUGGCGUCGGAUUCACAUUCGGCGUUAAACCUCCACGACCACCUGGAUCAGGGAAUCCCAUUCCACCUCCAAUGAUAGCCGACGACUCUUCCUCUUCGUCCACUUCGGGUUCAAGAACUCGAAGAGGCCAUCACCAUAAACACUCUUUAUCCCACAACUUUUUUUCAUUCCUCGAACCUGGUGCGGACCAACAACUGCAAAUGCCUGCAGAAGAGUUGCAUACGCAGCCUACACCUAUUCCUAUGUCACCUUGGAACCCUAUUUCGCCAUUCCCGCUUUCGCCUCCGCCGACUAGGAGCUCAUCGACGCAGCCGCAACCCCUGCCCCCUGGGCUCGGCCCGAGUGGUGUCUCGAACGGGCAUGUGAAUGUUCAUGGUCAUGGAAAUGAAAGAAAAGCCCGGCUAUUAGAGUCAGAAGAACCCCCUGAGGUGUUGGGCGUGCUUGGGUGGGGUAUCUGUCAGUUCGCGUUGGGAGGAUGGAUGUGGGUAGCUGGACAACAGAACGGAUCGUUAUCCGUGACAGGCUUGGGGUAUUGGGUCGUUUUUCAUGCUUUUGGUGUGGCGGUACGGAAUGUGUUACCGAAAUGGCGGAAACUGGGCGAUCAGGGGGAUAUGAGGAGGUCGUAUGGGGAUGCACGAAUCGAAACUGUGUUGAUGUUUGCGCAAUCCGUGUAUCUGAUGUUCGCGGCGGUAUAUAUAUGUAAAGAGACUGUUGAGCAUGUGUUGUUGGCUGCUGGGAGUAGUGGUGGUGGUGAACAUGAAGGGCAUCAUCAUCAUCAUGCGGAUGAUUCCGGCCAGUAUGGUAUCAACUUUCCAUUACUAUCCAUAUCCUUAUCUCUUGUUUCGAUUGUCAUUUCUGGUUUCUUUUAUGGUACUCAUUCAAAACUGGUCGAAAUCACCGGUAAUCGCAUACCUUCUAUAGGAAGACUGAUACGUUCUUUAUACUCCUCUCAUCAUCGCCAUGUCGUUCUUCCUGAACCACCGCCUACGUCGCCCAUUGGUGUUUUGAUUUCGAAUCCUUAUGUUUUGAGUCCGUUUAUGUUUUGCCUGGCGGUGAUGGGUACUUCGGUUUUGGUCUCGUCCUCCAACCAUAUCGCAUGUGACCUAACGCUAGCGGGAUUAAUGACUGUCGUGACCUUUAAUCUUGCAUACAGGGCUUCUGUGGUGUUGGGUACUGUAUUGUUACAGACAGCACCGGUGAGAGGACAGGGUGGAAGGAUGGAAGCGUUUUUGAGGGUUAUGCGUGAGAUUGAACGCCAUCCGAAUGUAGUCCACGUCACCCCACCCCAUCUAUGGCAGCUCACACCUACCCCACCGAACCCGUCCAGAUUUGAAGGUAAUUCUUCGCUUGUGGCUACGUUGGAGUUGCAUGUGAAGAAGGAGCUGGGUGACGAGGAUGUUUUGGCACUUACCAAGUGGGCAUGGGAGAGGUUGAUUUUUCUGCUGUCGUGCUAUUCUUUGGGAAGUAGGAUACUUCGUUUUCUUUAAAUUCAACAAUUCUUCUACUCUCCCAGCUUGGCAUCGCUUCCCAUCAUUCGAGACUCACUUACGACCCAUUAUCUCUCAUCGACAGGAACGCAACGUAAUGCUCAUUUGAAAGAAAUGAGCUCGUUCUACUGCUGACGCCGGCCAUCUGACCCAGCUAGUCCUCGGUUGAAUCUAGCGGUUAGAAAAGUCACCCGUACCCACGAUUGUGAACCCUGGGACCUGUGGCCAUGUUCCGGCGCCGUACUGAUUUUCUGCUACUUAUUCACACAUGUUGUCACAGG
Messenger RNA from Marasmius oreades (fairy-ring Marasmius), 2718 nucleotides. RefSeq lists its product as uncharacterized. The record is from RefSeq and is a predicted model, not a curated record. NCBI's taxonomy places the organism in Eukaryota, Fungi, Basidiomycota, Agaricomycetes, Agaricales, Marasmiaceae. Bases 245 to 2437 code for a protein of 730 amino acids. The transcript is spliced from 9 exons.